GAAAGUAAAGUAUGCAUCUUACCAUAGAUGAUGUAUAUGGAAGAAUUGGACAUUUUGGAAAUAGACAAAAAAUCUAUUUUUUUGUACUCUGUAGUCUCAAUGGAUGGUGUGCAUUCCAUCAACUGUUAACUGUAUUUGUUGAAGUGAACAAUAAUCUGUGAUUUUCCUAACUUGAAGUACAAUGGCAUUUUGUAACCACUCAUGAAAGAACAGUGGUGUUAUUUCCAUAUGUGCAGAAUAAACAAAGUGGCAAGAUAGAAGCAAUCAAGUGAAUAUUAAAUGUAUACACAUUAAGAUUACCAUCAGUUCAUAAUCAUCUGCUCAGAAAAAACAAACAAACAAACUGAAAGGCAAAGUGAUCACCCUGCUGUUAUACAAUGCAGUAUACAGUGGAUGAUGUGUUUGGAUUGAUUGGACAGUUCGGUUGGAGCCAGAGAAUAUACUUUCUCCUCUUAGGUAUUCUUCAGAUCUUCGUGGCUCCUCAAAUGCUCCUUAAUGUAUUCACUGGUUUAGAUCCAACUUUUAAAUGCUAUGAAAAAAAUGCAAGUAGUGCUGCGGAGCCUCUCAUUAAUAAGUGCAUUAACAAUGACCCGCAAGAGUGCAGAAUAUCCUACACAUCUGAGUACAAAUCUUUUGCAUCAGAGUGGAACCUGAUAUGCGGUGAAAAGUACAAAGUAGCGCUGGUUCAGUCAGUAUGGAUGGGAGGAGUCAUGACUGGUGCACUGGUACUCGGCAGUGUAGCUGAUGUCAUUGGGAGACUCAAGACCCUCAUGGUGUCCAUCCUGGGAACCAUUGCUUUUGAAGGUUUCAGUGCCUUUGCUCCAACGUUAAUGAUAAUGAUAGGUCUACGAUUUUUAGGAGGAGUAUGCUGUGCCCUGGUGAUACUUGUGAGUUUCGUACUUUCUCAAGAAUUAAUUGGAACCAGUUGGCGCAGCUUUUGUGGGAUGUGUGUAGCCAUGGUCUUUGCUAUAGGGAUUGGUAUCUAUUCAUGGCUGGCUUCCACUAUGAGUGACUGGAGAACGCUAACUCUCGUCUGUUCAUUAUCAGGAAUAGUUUUCCUUUUGUUACCUUGUUAUGUUCCUGAGAGCCCACGGUGGUUAGUUACACAGGGCAGAAAUGAUGAAGCAAAAGUUAUUCUAGAGGAUAUGGCCAAGAAAAACCAAAAGAGCAAAGAACUACCUAGUCACUGGGAGGUGAAGUCAAGUGGUGGCAAGAACAAAGACAAGAAAUCCAAUGGGGUCAGGGAUUUGGUCAGCCAUCCCUAUGUUCUACUUCUUACCUUGAUUCAGAUAUUUUCCUGGUUUGUAAAUAGUUGCACCUACUAUGGGUUAACCAUGGCUGCCAGCAACCUUGGAGGAGAUGUGUAUGUUUCUACAGCUCUUAGUGGGUUGAUAGAGAUUCCUGCAUGUAUCACAGCUGCUGCAGUUAUUGAUAGAGUUGGUCGACGUAUAACAUUAUGUACAGCUAUGCUGUUGGGAGGGACAGCCUGUAUUUGCAUUCAGUUUAUACCAGUGAAGUAUGUUACUGUCAUAACUGGUCUCGCACUUUGUGGCAAAUUAAGCAUUUCUGCAAGUUUUUCUGUUGCUUAUGUUCAUAGUGCUGAAAUAUUUCCCACCAUUAUUCGUAACUCGGCUGUUGGCAUUGUUUCUGUUGCUGCAAGGGUGGGUGGCAUAGUUGCUCCCUUCAUCCUUAUGCUGGGUGACUACAUUCCAAAUAUGCAAUUUACUGUCUUUGGUAUAAUGACAUUCUUGGCGGGAAUGAUGAACCUGAAGCUGCCUGAAACACUGGGGCAACCAAUGCCUGAAAACAUAGCAGAUGUAAUUGCAUUCCGUAAUAAUGAGAAGGUAGUGAAAUCUGGUAAGAAGUACCAGAAACUGAAGAUGCUUGAUGAAGAGGUGGGGGCUGAGACUGUGAGGCCUCGCACCCCUACCAAGAAGGGGGAAGUUGGAGAAGACCAGGAACCCCUUCUGGAAGAGUAGCAGCUGAUGGACUUAAGACAUUUUAGACAAAAUUUGUCACCUUUACAGAUAUGAGUGAGAUUUUAUUAAGAGGUUAUAAAGCUUUUUCUUUCUUCUUGUUGUUCUUCGUCAUCAUUAUCUAUUUAUUAUUAGUAGUAGUAGUAAAAUUAUUAUUAUAAUAUAUAUUUAGAUGAUGAUCGUCAUCAUUAUCAUCAUCAUUGUCACUGUUGUUAUUAUUGUAACGGUGACAUUGUCAUGGUAAUGGUGAUGAGGAUGAUAAUUAUGAUCAUGAUUAUGGUCAUGAUGAUUAUGGUCAUGAUGAUCAUGAUCAUCAUCAGCAGCAUAAGCAGCAAUAUUGGUAUUAAUUUUAUUAGUAAAAUUAAUGUUGUUAUUAAUAUUAUCAAUAUUGAUUGUAGUAGUAUUGAUGAUGAUAUUGAUAUUAUUAAUAAAAGGGUGACUAAGCACUGGUUAAACUAUUUACUUCUAAAGAAACUAAAUAAACCAAACUCAUUAUUGUCAUUAUCAUUAUAUGUUUAUAUACUGUUGAACUUAACUGUUUUUUUGAUACAAAUAAUUAUAUGAUUCUUUCAAUGAAUGGAUUUAUAUACAGGUAUAUAUAUAUUUUAUGCAAACAAAAGGAGAGAGUUGAUAUUGAGCAAACAUGUGUGUUCAAAGUGGUGAUUAACAUGUUAAGCUGUUUUAACCUAUUUCAAAUGAUAAUAUAUAUAUAUGAAAUACGUGUUAUAAGGUACUUAAUGAGUUAAGAUUAAAAUGUAGUGCAAUGUUUUUUAAUUUAUAUUAUGUUUUUAGGGUUUGAAGAUUUAAUUUUUUUAUAUAUUACAAGUAGGAAAUUACUUGUUCCCUUCAAAACUAGAAUAAUUGCUUUAGCCUUAUAAGUGUUCAUAUAUUUAUUUUAAAAUAUUGAAUAGUAAAGUGUAUAUACAGAUAUGAAUAUUUACAGGCUUGAAACAAUACCAGUCUGGUGCUUUUUAAUGUUUUAUCAUAAUACAGUUCAGUCUACCUGGCUUGAAAUAUAUUUUAUUUGUAAUUAAAUACAUUUAGCUAAUUUUCUGCCUGCCAUUUUUUAAAAUGUUUUAUUAUUUUUGUCAAACAUUCCAUUGAUGCUAUUGAUCAGUCAGGAUGAGAUUGAGGAUAAUUUAUAGCUCAAUGCUUUAUUCCAUUUAAAAUAACAGGUAAAUAAUCUUUUUUAUAAAUUUUUAAAGUCACACCAAAACCACUCUUGCACUUAAAUAUACUAUAUUUAAAUAAUAGAUUAUUCCAAAACACUCCAUCAUGCAUCCUGUUAUAUGCACAUAAAGAACUGGUCAAAUAAAGGAAGUACUGCUAGUACUUUAAUACUUGGAUACUUUCUCCACUCUUAGUUUUUUUACGCAGUACUAAUGUUUACCACAAGCAAUAGGAGAAUGGGUCAGCAGUAGUGCCUCUGGCAGUAAUUACAGAUAGCAUUAUUUUUUGGGGAUUAGUAACUCCAGAGAUGCCACUAGUUGUGGUAAAGCUGCUCUCCUUUCAGUUCUUGGUAUAGAUUGGGAAAUGGAGGAUAUUUUUCAGGUAUUGAAGUACCAGCAGUACUUCCCUCCCCUGGAACUGCCUCUUUACGCUUCCAUUUGUACAAUAACUUGCAAUAAAUUAAUGAAGAAUUCCAGAAAGAGAACUCUGUUAUUUUUCUUGUGAAUUAACUUUGAAAGUUAAAAUGCUCUCUUUGAAAUAACUUCCAUGACUAUAUAACACUUGAAUGUUUCUAAGACCGUCCACAUCUGCUUGGUCUUUGUGGAGACCAAAACUCCUCACUUUUAUGUGUCUUGGGUAAAAUAUGACAGGGUGUUUUCUGUUACAACAGAACUAUAAGAAGGUUUGAGUACAAUUUAAAGUUGUUGAGCCAUUUUAAAAGAAAGCAUUUAAUAAAGAUUAUGAGAUGUUGAUAA
Molecule: messenger RNA, 3901 nt
Organism: Penaeus indicus
Lineage: Eukaryota; Metazoa; Arthropoda; Malacostraca; Decapoda; Penaeidae
Product: solute carrier family 22 member 15-like
Exons: 10
Coding region: 378-1979 (533 amino acids)
Biological process (GO): transmembrane transport
Cellular component (GO): membrane
Molecular function (GO): transmembrane transporter activity
Source: RefSeq, a predicted model, not a curated record